AUGCCAGUUCUGAUCAGCCCCGACACCGCCACCAAGUUUAAGGAGAAAUGGCUGGCCGUGUACCCGGAGUCCGACCGUGGCCCCUGCACCGACUGGGUCCACCUGGACGACAGCCUGACCAGCCUCCACUGGCUUCAGAACUUCUCCAUCAUCCACGCGGACCCCGAGAGGGGGGGCGCCGCCUACUCAGCGGCGGCCGGCUGCCCCCCAUCCUUCCAGCAGCAGAGCGCGCACCACCUGAAACAACUCCAGUACCCGCAGAGCGGCACAGCGGACCCCCCGUCCAGCCCCCCGGCCGGGGACACCGCGGCCACGGGCAUGCCCCUUUACCUGGGCAGCCCCGUCACCUCCAUCAGCGACUGCGCGGCGGACCCGCGGCUCGUGACCUAUACGCAGACUCAGACGCGGAUGAACGGCUACGGCAUGGUCCAGGCGAGCGCGCCGGCCGAGGUCGACUACAAGAACAACCCGAAGGUCAAGCCGCCCUACUCGUACGCGUCGCUCAUCUGCAUGGCGAUGCAGGCCAGCCAGCAGCCCAAAGUGACUCUGUCCACCAUCUAUAACUGGAUCACGGAGAAUUUCUGCUACUACAAACACGCAGAGCCCAGCUGGCAGAACUCCAUCCGCCACAACCUGUCCCUCAACAAGUGCUUCCUCAAGGUGCCCAGGCAGAAGGACGAGCCCGGGAAGGGGGGCUUCUGGCAGAUCGAUCCCCAGUACGCCGACAUGUUUGUGGACGGUAUCUUCAAGCGCCGCAGGAUGUCCACCAACCAUUUCAACAACAACAACAACAACAACAACAACAACAACACCAACAACACCAACAGCAGCGGCAACGGCAGUCUUUACGCUCACCGGCCUGGCAAACUGGGCCGGGAAACCCCUUACCGCCGGAUCCAAAAUGGCUGCCUUUACCAGGGCGGGAGCGGCGGGAUGACUGGCGACGGCGGCGGCGUCGGCGGCGGCAACAGGCGUAAACACCACCUGACGGGCAAGAGCCACGGCGGCAAGGGCGCGCAGACGCCCAAGUCCCCCCUGCUGGCGACGGAGGCGCAGCGCGGCGUGGGGGACUUCCUGCGCGGGGACUUUGACCUGGCGUCCGUGUUCGACGACGUCCUGGGGGGCAGCUGCAGCAACUUUGAGGACCUGGACAUCAACACGGCGCUCAGCUCCCUGGGCUGCGAGAUGGAGGCCUCCCUCCAGGCGGGGAGGCACCCCGCGGUCGGGGUCGGGGUCGGGCUGUCCGGCAGGUGGUGCGGCGAGGGCGAGCUCCAGGGUGGAGCCCACCACCACCAUCACCACCACCCGUCGUCCUACGGCUACCUGGAGCUGAGCUGCGGCGCCAACGUGGAGGUGGGUCACGUCAGCAUGACCUCUGACCUCCACGUGCCACACCAUCACCAGCACCAGCUGCUGCAGCAGCAGCAGCUCCACCAGGACCAGAUGCUGCUGCAGCCCCACCUCCACCUGCAGCAGUUCGAGGAGGCCUCCACGCUGUUCCCGGAGCAGUCCGAGGAGGUGGUCAUCCUGCCCUGGGAGGAGAUCAAGGAGGAGGCCCAGGUCAUCCCCCUCUCCUUGGACCAGGGCUUCGGCCUGUGCGAGGGGUUCUUUGCGGAGAUGCAGCCGUGGGAACGAGUGGAGGCCUACCUGUGA
Gadus chalcogrammus (walleye pollock) is the source of this 1653-nucleotide messenger RNA. It is a transcript of the gene foxj1b, whose product is annotated as forkhead box J1b. Bases 1 to 1653 code for a protein of 550 amino acids. NCBI's taxonomy places the organism in Eukaryota, Metazoa, Chordata, Actinopteri, Gadiformes, Gadidae. The record is from RefSeq and is a predicted model, not a curated record. Gene Ontology annotation, molecular function: DNA-binding transcription factor activity; sequence-specific DNA binding. The transcript is spliced from 3 exons. Gene Ontology annotation, biological process: regulation of DNA-templated transcription.